Messenger RNA from Penicillium cinerascens, 1216 nucleotides. RefSeq names its product 3-isopropylmalate dehydrogenase LEU2 (gene leu2A). NCBI's taxonomy places the organism in Eukaryota, Fungi, Ascomycota, Eurotiomycetes, Eurotiales, Aspergillaceae. Gene Ontology annotation, molecular function: magnesium ion binding; 3-isopropylmalate dehydrogenase activity; NAD binding. Gene Ontology annotation, biological process: L-leucine biosynthetic process. Bases 24 to 1142 code for a protein of 372 amino acids. The transcript has 6 exons. The record is from RefSeq and is a predicted model, not a curated record. Gene Ontology annotation, cellular component: cytosol.
UCUCUCGCGCCUAUACCCUCGAAAUGCCUUCCUUCAAUGUCGUUGUCUUCGGUGGUGACCACUGUGGUCCCGAGGUUACUGCCGAGGCUAUUAAGAUCCUCCGCACCAUCGAAAAGAGCCGUGAUGUCACUUUCAACCUGCAGGACCACCUCCUCGGCGGCGUGAGUGGAAACCCCAUAAAAGCGCGUCCAUUGACGCGACUGGCUCCCCCUCUGACCGACGAGGCCCUGAAUGCCGCUAAGAAUGCCGACGCGGUCCUUCUGGGCGCCAUUGGUGGCCCCAAAUGGGGCACCGGCACCGUCCGCCCUGAGCAGGGUAUCCUGAAGCUGCGCAAGGAGAUGGGCACAUUCGGCAACCUGCGACCAUGCAACUUCGCCGCACCCUCGCUGGUAAAGAGCUCCCCUCUGAAGGAGGAAGUCUGCCGCGGCGUGGAUUUCAACAUCAUCCGCGAGCUGACGGGCGGUAUUUACUUCGGCGAGCGCAAGGAGGACGACGGGUCCGGCUUCGCCAUGGACACCGAGCCCUACUCGCGCCCUGAGAUCGAGCGCAUCACGCGCCUCGCGGGCCACCUUGCUCUGCAGCACAACCCCCCUCUCCCCGUAUGGAGUCUGGACAAGGCCAAUGUCCUCGCUACUAGCCGUCUGUGGCGCAAGGUCGUUACCGAGAUUAUGGCCAAGGAGUUCCCUCAGGUCCAGAUCGGUCACCACCUGAUUGACUCUGCCGCCAUGCUUAUGGUCAAGGAUCCCCGUAAGCUGAACGGUAUUGUCGUUACUAGCAACCUGUUCGGUGAUAUUAUCAGCGACGAGGCUAGUGUUAUUCCCGGUUCGCUCGGUCUGCUGCCCAGUGCCAGUUUGAGCGGCGUGCCUGAUGGCAAGAGCCGCGUCAACGGUAUCUACGAGCCUAUCCACGGUUCCGCCCCCGACAUCGCCGGCAAGGGCAUUGUCAACCCCGUCGCAGCCAUUCUUUCCAUCGCCAUGAUGAUGCAGUACUCCUUCGGCAUGCUCGCCGAGGCCCGCAUUAUCGAGAAGGCCGUUAGCAACGUCAUCGAGGCCGGCGUCCGCACCGGUGACAUCGGCGGGAAGGCUACCACCGUCGAGGUCGGUGAUGCCAUCGCUGCCGAGCUAGAGAAGCUGCUUAAGUAGAUUUAUAAUGGCUGCACUGUGUGUGCCGGUGGUUCUAUAUGAGACAUGAGUGUAGAAAACAAAAUUGAAUACCC